GUGAUGACGAUGGACGUGAAAGCGGAGACACAGAAGAACACUUCGCCGCAGGAGUGCGCUGGCUGCGGCAAGAAGAUCACCGAGAGGUUUCUGCUGAAGGCGCUGGACCUCUUCUGGCACGAGGACUGUCUCAAGUGUGGCUGCUGCGACUGCAGGCUGGGGGAGGUAGGCUCCACGCUCUACACCAAGGCGGACCUCAUCCUCUGCAGGAGGGACUACCUCAGGUUGUUUGGCAACACUGGGCACUGUGCUGCGUGUUCUAAGGUUAUCCCAGCCUUCGAGAUGGUGAUGAGGGCCAGGAACAACGUGUACCACUUGGAGUGCUUCGCAUGCCAACAGUGUAACCACAGGUAA
This is a messenger RNA of Cryptotermes secundus, 354 nucleotides long. RefSeq names its product LIM domain only protein 3. The transcript has 3 exons. Gene Ontology annotation, cellular component: nucleus. The record is from RefSeq and is a predicted model, not a curated record. Gene Ontology annotation, biological process: positive regulation of transcription by RNA polymerase II. NCBI's taxonomy places the organism in Eukaryota, Metazoa, Arthropoda, Insecta, Blattodea, Kalotermitidae. Bases 4 to 354 code for a protein of 116 amino acids. Gene Ontology annotation, molecular function: transcription coactivator activity; DNA-binding transcription factor binding.